AUGGGCUUUGCAUGCGCCCCGCGCGAGACGCCGUUCCUCGCUCUCGACUAUGCCGACGCAGGGACUCUGGGAGAUUUGUUGAUCGGGGAUCAGAGGGGCGAGAGCCGCUCCCUCGGCGUGCAGAUUGCAAGAGCAAUGUCGUACCUGCACACGCGAUCUCCCCCCAUCGUGCACCUUGACCUCAAGCCAUCGAACGUGCUGCUGUCGGCGCGCUCUGAGGGGCUUGUCGCUAAGCUGUGUGACUUUGGGCAGGCGAGGCGACUAGCCGUUGGGGCGCAGCUCUCGCACUCAGGCACGCCGGGUUGGCGGGCGCCCGAGCAGGUGCGGGUGGCCCGCGACUUUGCAGUCGUGCCGCUUUCGCGUGGCACCGACGCCUGGUCGCUAGGGUGUGUCCUGGCUGCGCUCGAGGCGCCGUCGGGCGUCUGCGACCCGUACCACUUCGCCACGGGCGACGCGCCAGGCAAGUGCGACUCGCGCCUCCGACACGAGCUCGACGCAAUCGUCGCGAACGGCUUCACCCGCCCGUGUGUGCCCGAUGAAAGCCGGCUUGCAGGUGUGGUCAGCGCGUGUACGCACGCCCUGCCUAGCGAGCGAGCGACGUGCGCGUGGGUGCGCGCCGAGCUCGAGCAGCUUCUGCUGCAGCCGUGA
Emiliania huxleyi CCMP1516 is the source of this 648-nucleotide messenger RNA. RefSeq lists its product as hypothetical. The transcript has a single exon. Bases 1 to 648 code for a protein of 215 amino acids. Gene Ontology annotation, biological process: protein phosphorylation. NCBI's taxonomy places the organism in Eukaryota, Haptophyta, Isochrysidales, Noelaerhabdaceae. Gene Ontology annotation, molecular function: protein kinase activity; ATP binding. The record is from RefSeq and is a predicted model, not a curated record.